CUACGUACAUGAGAAAACCAGGGCAGCCAUCGGUGCAUGAGAGUGAACGGUCGUCACUGACUCGUCGGGGGGACGUUGACCCAGGUCAGACAUAGCCCGUCUACACCCCAGAUGUAACCAGAUACUCCACUGUACACCACUGCACCGAAUACAGUACUGCACCUGCUCGCCCCAGCAGCUCAACAGACUUCCUCCUUCGCCCUAGAUGGUCCCUCCGUUCCGUCCCUUACCGCGAAAUAGUCGGUCUCGCAUUCAGGAGAAAACAUUCCACCUAUUGUACUACUACUACUCCGUAGCAGCAGCCGCCCCAGACGGCCUUACUAGUACACCAUCGCAGUAGCUAGCCACCCCCUGUAGCCCCCUGCUGCCGCCGCAGCCGCCGUAGUAAGAGACCGCAGCACAGCACCAGGAAAACUUCUCAAAAGCGUCAGUCGCCGAGUCUAGGACCAGCGGAGGAUCAGUGAGAUGGACUCUAGGCCUCGAGGACUCGAAGAAUCUAAAAGAACCAGAUCGGGCCAAACGUGAGUCGCCACGAAUCGUGCCGCCUUUCUGCUACCGCCGCUGCUGCUGCUACCGCUGACUUGCCGGUGCUGGUGGUGUCUGUCCAUGGCGCCAGCGUGACUGCUACUAGCGAAACAGAACGCCAGUCAAGACUGCAUCUGCAGAAAGCACUCACCCCGCUACUCCUUCCAGCCACCGCCGGCAGAUAAACUGGACAACCGACUUCCUCACCGUCCGCGCAUACGCGCACCGCCCUAGAACUAAUCAUUGCGCGCUUCCGACGCUUCUACAAAGACAAACUCCAGCAGAAGGCACUAGUAGUUGCGAGCUGCAGUAAGUCGUAUGACCAUACCACUACCACCAGUAGUAGUAGUAUCCGAUUAGCAUUUUCGAUUAGCAUAUCCGAUUAGCGUACCCCACCAUUAAGCGUUAGUCAUACACCUCUUCACAUCUCUGCCGCAGUCACCUCGCUAGCCGCUGAACUAUAAUGGGCCCGGGCUCGAAGUAUCCAACGCAACAGCCGCAGCGGACAGGCGACUCGCAGGCGGAGGUGGUUGCGGAACCCCGCGGAGCUACUCCGCCGCUGGUCGUCCCCUCUGGGCCCGUUUCCCCGCUCUCCCCGAUCUCCCCGCUCCCCUUGAACCUCCCCUGCAUCGUCAUUCCGCCGCGCGAGCUUGCGGCGCGCUCCGCCGCUUACUCUGGCGGCGGCGCAGGAGGCGGAGGCGGAGGCGGAAGCGGAAGCGGAGCUUUCGCGCAACAGCGCGCGCUGGUGCGGGGAAUGUCGGAAGGGAAUCCGUCGCUGCACUCGUCGUCGUCGACUGGGCUUCCGCAUACGCUUCCGCCGUCGCUCGUCCACUGGCCGUACGCGUCGCAUAUGCCCGCCGUGUCGCCAGGUUUCACGCACCUCCCCAAAAGCCGGUCCGACGGCGACGGCGCGCCGCCCACCGCGUCCCCCGCGACCGAGGACGCGCGUCAGGGGAGGAUGCGCAACGAGAACUGGGGGGAGGUCGGUUCCCCGUGGCGAGGGGGAGGGGGAGCGGGAGGGGGAGCGGGAGGGCCUUCGGGGGCGUUUCAUGGUGUGGCGGGAAGCAGUCAUGGCAAGGUGACACGUGUACCGUCGGGGGAUGGUAACCCUAUUCCAGUUUCCUCGGUGCCGUGGCAGCGGCCGAAAUCGUCCCCGCUCCAGCGCAGCCUGAGCGCGGGCUCGCCCUGCGCGGAGGACGCCGCGGGGGGAGGGGGAGGCGGAGGGGGAACGACGAUCUGGGAGCAGUGGCAGGCGCUGGGCCGGUGGGGGCGGAAGGCGGAGGAGAGCCACGGGAGUGGCAGUGUGGGGUAUGCUACUUGGGCGCCUCCUCCCCUUCCUGCUGCUGCCGCUGCUGCCGCUGCUGCUGGUGCUGCUGAUGCGGCUGGUGGUGUUGGUGCUGGCAGUGGCGGAAAGGGAAGGGCGAUGCACAGUGAGAGCAUUGCGCACAAGACGGGCGUCCUGAAUGAAAGAGAAGCACGAGCACCUAAGCAGCCCACGUGGUCCGUGUCUCUCCUCGCAGCGCCGUGCCACGUGCAUCCCUGCCUCUGCAUGGAAGCCUGCUUCUGCCCCUGCGUGUCCGUCGGUCGGCUCGCCCACGCGCUCGACCCCGUCUCCUCCUCCACCCCUGCUGCGGGCGCGCUGCUCUACUCCCUCCUCUCCUGCUUCCUCUCCUGCCACGUGUACACCUCCCUGCUGCGAGGGCGAGUGAGGGAGCGCUACAGCUUGCCCCAGGCCCCUCUGGGGCGCGUGGGGGACUGCUGCGCGCACUGCUGCUGCAACCCCUGCGCUCUCAUGCAAGAGAUUGCCGAGGCAGGGCUGCAUGGCGACAUGCCCGUGGACGGCGCGGCACCUGGACCUACGCACCAGGCUGGUAAGGUGGCGCCAGCACCCGUUGGAGCCACCUGGGGAGGGGGCGGAGGAGGUGGGGGUGGCGGGGGUGCAUCCAAGGGUGGUAGUAAAGUCAAGGCCGCAAUGAGGGCCCCUGCUGUUGUCACCAUGUGACGAUUUGUUGAGCCGUGGUGGUGUUACAGCGUGGGAUGCUGACGUUGCCUGCAGCGAGAUGGCAGCUGUCGGUGCCAACCCUGGAAUGCUACAGAGUGCAGCUCAUCCACUCCAUCCUGCCCACAUGUUUCGUCGCACCCAGCUGCUCCGCCGCACCCAACUGCCCAGCACCCAACCCAACUGCACUUAUCUCUCCCCCUACACACCCCUGGUUCUUCCCCCCCUCUCUCCAUCUAACAGCUUGUCACUAGGAUUAGUCGCGACUUAUCCUGAUUUUUAUACCCUCUGUUCUACCUAUGUCCCUUGACCCAGCCACGAAUCCUCGCUUUGCACACCCACCUCCAGCUCCUCGUUACUUCUCCCUUCCUACAGUGACCAUGCCCAUAUCAAACGCACCUAGUACGGCCAUGCACGUGCUACACCUAGCUCACUUGUUUGACAUUUCGCCUUCGCCUUUGUUGUUGUAUUGUGUGUAUCAUGCUUAUUAGUGUUUUUUUUU
Messenger RNA from Closterium sp. NIES-67, 3026 nucleotides. The record is from the annotation of a GenBank genome assembly. Lineage: Eukaryota; Viridiplantae; Streptophyta; Zygnematophyceae; Desmidiales; Closteriaceae.